AUUCAUUAUUGAAUCUGAUUAGGUACUAUUGUAUUUAUAAAUUUUGUGCUGUGUUAGUCUACCGACGUGAAGAACUGAAGAUAUAGUAUUAGAGAUGCAGGACAAGUCGUAUGCGGUGGUUGCCUUUCUGGAUGAAGAGGACAGCUACUCGGAAAUCCCGUCAUUUUGGCUGUCCCACAAUAACACUAAGUGUUGGUGGCCAAAGAGUAAAACACCUUCAAAUUUUAUAAAACGUGGAGCAAAACCCGACCCCGCAAAAUGGAGUUUAUGCAGUGUAAGAGUUGAAGGAACUUUUUCGACUUUAGAAGAAGCCAGAAAAAGGGCUGAAAAUGAAGAUUAUACCUCUUCGGAGGAAGUCCAACGCAACAGGAAGAAAAAUCCAAAAUAUGUGGAUUCCCAACUAGCUAUUACAAGUGAUGAAGAAUAUUCAACAAGUCGAAGUGGAACACCGCCACCACAAAUGUGUGAAGAAGUUUUAGUCUAUACUUCACCUUCAACAUCACCCAUUAAUCUAGAACAAAUGCCAGUUAUAAUUGCAGAUAACAUCGUCGAGUCUGGUAAAAUAUAUUCCUUUAUACUUCACGGCAAACCUAGAAUUAUUUUAAAUAUAUGA
Messenger RNA from Photinus pyralis (common eastern firefly), 613 nucleotides. RefSeq lists its product as uncharacterized. Bases 95 to 613 code for a protein of 172 amino acids. NCBI's taxonomy places the organism in Eukaryota, Metazoa, Arthropoda, Insecta, Coleoptera, Lampyridae. The transcript is spliced from 4 exons. The record is from RefSeq and is a predicted model, not a curated record.